Molecule: messenger RNA, 1811 nt
Organism: Gavia stellata (red-throated loon)
Lineage: Eukaryota; Metazoa; Chordata; Aves; Gaviiformes; Gaviidae
Gene: TPRKB
Product: TP53RK binding protein
Exons: 5
Coding region: 74-601 (175 amino acids)
Biological process (GO): tRNA threonylcarbamoyladenosine modification; telomere maintenance via recombination
Cellular component (GO): EKC/KEOPS complex; nucleus; cytosol
Source: RefSeq, a predicted model, not a curated record
CGGAGGCGCUCGCCGGGUGGCGGGCUGGUGCUGCUGAGCGCUGCGCGGGGCCCGUCUGCGCCAUCGGUGCGAGAUGCAUUUAACGCAUCAGCUGGAGCUGUUCCCUGACUGCAGCGUGACUCUCCUCCUCUUUAACCACGUGCAAAAUGCCGCUGCUCUAAGAAAAAAGGCCAUGGAAGGAUCCAUUGAAGGAGCAUUAAUAAACCCUGCCAUGAUUGUAGAUCCUUUUCAAAUUCUUGUGGCAGCCAACAAAGCAGUUCAUCUACACAAGAUAGGUAAAAUGAAGACCAGAACUCUCUAUGCAGAAAUUAUUUUCAGCCUUUCACCAAACAACAAUAUUUCAGAUGCAUUUAAAAGGUUCGGCAUUUCAGACAGUGACACAGCGGUACUCAUGGUUCUGGUUGUGGACAGAGGAAAAACUGUAAAUCUGGAAGAUAUAGCAUCUCAAGUAGAAGGCCAACAGGUUUCUCUGGAUGAACUCCCCCAACUCACAGACACUGCCAAAGUUAAAAAGAUUUACAAAGUUACUCAGCAGGAAGAAAAAAUUGGCACCUUAUUGGAUAGUAUUGUUUGCAGAAUGUCAACGAAAGAUGUUUUAUGAAAAUGUGGAAAAAAAUCUUUUUUAAAGGAAAAGGAGGGCUUUUUAAAAUAUAAAAACAUUUCAUUGGAAUUCAUCCUGCAUUUCAGAGAAAGUGGUGUAGUACUGAGUAGUUUGAUGACAUCUGAGCUUUAACCAUAAAUGAGCAAGCUUGGAUAUGGGGUUAAUCUGAGCUGUGUUCUAAGCACAGAGAACAAUUCUGUUACCAAAAAUCGUAACCAAGAAAACUCUCCAAACCAAAUGAUAGUUUAGAAAGCCAACAUUGGUUUAUUGCAGCGCUGGGUGCAUGGAGGAUUUUUCCUCCUAGCAUGCACACCUAGUUGAAAUCAUGACAAGUAUUUAAACAGUUAACAAAGUUAGUUACGCCUACUGGUCCCACCCCUUAGCUAACUGUUGGUUAGUAUCUUUCUUACUUCAUCUUAAAGAUACAGUUCUCUUUUAAUUUACUAUGCAUGCCCAGAGAGUAGGGGGCUUAUUUGGGUUGGGGGCUUUUGUAUCUGGGAAGUGUGGUUUUUAACAUUAUAAUGAGGUAGGUCAGCCUUAGGACACCCAUUUGGGGCAUUUCACUGACUUUGCUGUUUGGUAUGUAAACAAUACCAAGUCUCAAGUUUGUACAUCAGUCAUUAUCAGGAGACCCAGAAGCUCCUCCAAGGUCCUCUAUCUCAUUAUACUGUUCAUCUCAAGGUAAACAACAUCAACAUAACCCAAUACAGCCAGUCACCACAGCCAGCCCGUUUCCAGGAAAACUAAUGCAUAUUUCAGUUUAUGUGAUGCAGUAUCUUCUUAACUUAUCUGUACAAAGUUUGACCAAAGGGGUCUGUUCUUUGUAUGCUAACUAAAUUGUUUAAGUCUUUGGUAUCAAUUCUGCCGUGCAAAGCAGAAUUUGCCUUUGGUAUUUCUGUCCAUUUUGUUAACAAGAAAAGAAAAUAAUUUUUGCCAGUACCUUAAGGUUAUCAUAAACAGAAGGCUUGGAAGUCUGUACUUAGUUCUCUCUUUCAUCAAAUGUUUUGCUAGUCCCAGAUAGGAUUCAAACGUAAAGAAUUUUUAUUAACCCUACCCUGUUUUGUUUUUGUUUUGGCACCCCUGACAUGAUAUCCUUCUAAUGAUACUACUGCCAGAAAACGUGCCUCUGUGGCAUGACGUAUUGCUGAUGGACUAGAAAAAGCAAAGUUUCCAUCAACUGUCGGCAGCACCUCCCUCAUUCUGCUAAUGG